CUUUUUCUCCCUCGCUUCCAUAUCAAACAGCAAAUUACGAAGAAGAAAGCAGCAGCAGAGUGGUGUUUCGGUUCUUGCUUCAAUCAACUCAAAUGGGGAUUGCCAGUUUACAGGAGAGGGAAGAAGAUCACGAGCUACUACAAGAGCUCCGCCGCAUGCUGGUCGCCACCGCCGGCCAAGACAAACCACAGCUUCCACAAAAGUGCUUCUCCUCCAAAAGCGCUUCCACUGAUGACUCUGAAGAGAAGCUGGUCUGCGUCACAAGCGGCGUUUCCUUCUUGAGUCUCGCCGUAGUCAACUGCCUCCUCCUCCGCGGCUACUCCGUCCGCAUCAUCGUCGAUAACUCCGUUGCAGUGGACGUAGAGAAACUGAGGGAGAUGACGACGGCGAACGUUAACGUCACCGUAGUUAUGGCGAAGCUAGCAGAAAUUGAAAGCUUGUCACAAGCAUUUCAGGGUUGUCGAGGCGUCUUCCACACCUCUGGCUUUACCGACCCUGCUGGCCUUUCCGGGUACACUAAAUCCAUGGCUGAGAUAGAAGUCAAAGCCAGUGAGAAUGUGAUGAAGGCGUGUGCGGUGACACCUUCAGUAAGAAAAUGUGUGCUCACUUCUUCACUUGUAGCUUGCGUUUGGCAAGAGCAAGAUAACUCACAACAUGACCUCUUCACAAUGCCUGUGAUCAACCAUGAGUCCUGGAGCAAUGAGUCACUCUGCAUAGACAAAAAGCUAUGGUACGCUUUGGGGAAGCUUAGAUCAGAGAAAGCUGCGUGGACGGUAGCAAAGGAAAAUGGGUUGAAGCUGACUACCGUGUGCCCAGGUCUCAUAACCGGCCCUGAAUUUUGCUCUAGAAAUCUCACGGCAACAAUCGCAUAUCUCAAAGUGGCACAAGAGAUGUUCCAAAAUGGCGUGUUAGCAACAGUUGAUGUGAUGAGACUGGCAGAAGCACACAUUAGUGUGUAUGAAGCAAUGAACGCGUCGGCCUUUGGUAGAUACAUUUGCUUUGAUCAAGUCAUUACAACAGAGAGAGAGGCAGAGAAGCUAGCAGGGGAGACUAGUAUGUCAAAGACCAAGAUAUGUGGACAUGAUGGAGGGUCCACUGAUCGUCAUAUUAGAUAUGAAUUAUCAAAUAAGAAGCUUACAAAUCUCAUGUCAAGAACACUGAGAAGUUGCUAUAACCAAAACCAGCAAUACUAUUAAGUUCUACUCUGGGAUCUAGUCCCUUUUUGUUCUGGUUCAGCGAUUUGAGUUCUAGUUUGCUUAUU
This is a messenger RNA of Argentina anserina (silverweed cinquefoil), 1261 nucleotides long. RefSeq names its product cinnamoyl-CoA reductase-like SNL6. Gene Ontology annotation, biological process: steroid biosynthetic process. The transcript is spliced from 5 exons. Gene Ontology annotation, molecular function: 3-beta-hydroxy-Delta5-steroid dehydrogenase (NAD+) activity. NCBI's taxonomy places the organism in Eukaryota, Viridiplantae, Streptophyta, Magnoliopsida, Rosales, Rosaceae. Bases 93 to 1196 code for a protein of 367 amino acids. The record is from RefSeq and is a predicted model, not a curated record.